This is a messenger RNA of Punctularia strigosozonata HHB-11173 SS5, 1839 nucleotides long. RefSeq lists its product as uncharacterized. NCBI's taxonomy places the organism in Eukaryota, Fungi, Basidiomycota, Agaricomycetes, Corticiales, Punctulariaceae. The record is from RefSeq and is a predicted model, not a curated record. The coding region runs from base 1 to 1839 and encodes 612 amino acids. The transcript is spliced from 4 exons.
AUGUCGUCUGCUCUGUACCAGAUCGCUGAGCUCACCGGUGCUAACUACCAGCACUGGGCCUCCGACAUGCAGAACUACCUCAUGGCGCACUCGCACUGGACUGCGAUCGUCAAUCCUCGUCCUGCUCUCUCUGCGACCCCCAACGCUCAGGAGCUCAACGACGAGAAGGCCUGGGUCGACCACGACAUGCAGGCUAUGGGCUGCAUUAAUUUGCGCCUCUCUAUGUCUAUUCGCUCCAACACGUCGGACCUCACGACCGCCGCCGCCAUCUGGCAGAGGCUGAAGAAGGACUACGGUUCUCUCGCUCUAGGCAACGUCUACCACGAGUUCUCUGCUCUACUGGCAACGAACAUCCCUGGCAACUCGCACCCUGCUCCCACGCUCAACAAGAUGCAAGCGCACUGGGACCGCCUCAAGGAGGUCAAGGUUGUCUCGACCUCUGCACUCGCUACAGCACGCUCCCAUACCGCUACUGCCAGCAUCUCUGCUGCGGGCUCUACUGCGAUCCCUGCCACUGAGCCGCUCCCUGAGUGGCUCCUCGCCAUGUUCAUCAUCGCCAAGCUCCCGCCGCAGAUGUCGUUCAUCAGCCAUCUGCAGCAGCAGAAGCAGCCUACCGAACUCGACGUCGACGACAUCCGUCGUCAAGUCAUCCUCGCCUACGAUCAGAGGCAGCUCCACGCCUCGUCGAGCAAGAAGCCAAACGAUACCGCCAACAAGCUCAGCGCUGUCAAGCGCAAGCAAGGCAACCAGUCUUUCUCUCAGCAGCAGCGCCCUAACGGGCAGCAGCAACAGCAGCGGUCCUCGCAGUUGCAGCAGCGCCCUCAGGGGCAGCAGCAGCACUUGGACAAGCGCCGUCGGGGUCGCUCUGGCCGUGGCAAGGGCAAGGACAAAGGCAAGGGAAAGGCGUACGUCGCCAACUGUGACCACGAUGUCACUAUGGCGUCUGUGGCAGUCGCCGCUGACGAACCUAAGCCGGCUCCACGCCGUGCUCCCUCUCCUGUGAAUGGCGCGCUGAAGCUUGCUCGCGACUUAGGGAUCAGGCCCACGCCCGAACAACUACGGGUCCUCGAGGCCACCGUCGAGCAACAGGACACCUUCGAGAACCACCUCGAGCGUAAGCGCCGGAUCGAGGCCGUCAACCGCCUCAAAGGGACGUGGCACUACGCCUACUGCGAAGCCGAACCCCCAUGCCGGACGCAGGCAGACCACAAUUUCUGUCCUGCCAUUGAACCAUUCUGCACCGCGGAGACGCCCUGCCGCACCUUCGACGAGCACAAGAAGUGUCCGGCCCUCGGUCUCUCUUCCGUCCCAGCGACAACAAGACCAGCAGGCGCGACAGGAGCAAGCCGAAGCCCCUCACCCGGUACCGGCUCGGAUCCUUCGCUUCGAGGAGUUCCCCCCACUCCGCCAUUCCGCGGAACGAGCGACUCGAGCGAUGAGGAAUGCGGAGCAAUUAGCUCGGAUUUCCGCCUGGCAAACAUCUCGCCGACCCUCGACUCCGACGAGGAGGCCCUCCGCGCCUUCAAGCGCAUCCGCCUCUCUCCCUCCUCUGACGGAGGAUCAUCUAACUCCUCUUGGACGUCCGGCCGGCCCAACCUUAUGGACCGGAUUUCGCCGCGCCCCACCGGCACCUCGUCAACACCGCUCGCCGAGCGAAUCUCCUCGCGAGCACCGACGCCCGAGUACGUCCCUCCCGACGCCUCCGAUGACGAGUGCGACGACUUCGUCAGCAUUGGGUCGCGGAGUGAAUCACCUCUGGGAGAUGAUCCAGGACAUGCUGGACCGUCCAGAUGGUCAGGCAUGAUCGUCGAUGACGAUGAGGAUGUUGGCCGCAUGUAA